This is a messenger RNA of Ceratotherium simum simum (southern white rhinoceros), 506 nucleotides long. RefSeq names its product S100 calcium binding protein A2 (gene S100A2). Gene Ontology annotation, molecular function: calcium-dependent protein binding; transition metal ion binding; calcium ion binding. Gene Ontology annotation, biological process: endothelial cell migration. Lineage: Eukaryota; Metazoa; Chordata; Mammalia; Perissodactyla; Rhinocerotidae. The record is from RefSeq and is a predicted model, not a curated record.
UCCUUAAAAUGCCAAGUUGGGGGCCAGUGGCGCUGGCAUAUAAAUCCCCACUCUGGGCACCUGGCCCUUCGCUUCUCUUCCUGAGUCUCUCUCUGCCAUCUGGUCUGAUCCAAGAUGUCCAGUCCCCUGGAGCAGGCGCUGGCUGUGAUGGUCGCCACCUUCCACAAGUACUCUGGCCAAGAGGGCGACAAGUUCAAGCUGAGUAAGGGGGAGAUGAAGGAGCUUCUGCACAAGGAGCUGCCCAGCUUUGUGGGGGAGAAGGUGGAUGAGGAGGGUCUGAAGAAGCUGAUGGGCAACCUGGAUGAGAACAGCGAUCAGCAGGUGGACUUCCAGGAGUACGCUGUUUUUCUGGCCCUCGUCACUGUCAUGUGCAACGACUUCUUCCAGGGCUCGCCAGACCGGCCCUGAAGCAGAGCUCCUGGCUCCCUGCUGUGGGUCUCUUGGGCCCAGGAGGACUCUCUAUCCCUUUUAGUUUUGUACUCAAUAAACUUUUUUGCUUGUUGAUA